AUGAUUGCAUAUAGUGUUAUUGUUGCUUAUGAAGCUAUUCACACAACGCAGUCCAAAAUGAAGGGUUCAAAAGGAUUUAUGGCUCUUAAGAUGGACAUGAGCAAAGCUAACAACAGAUUGGAGUGGUCAUUUCUUGAAACAGUAAUGAGGAAGAUAGGCUUCAAUAGCAGAUGGAUUGCUCUAAUUUUAAGAUGUGUUUCUACUGUCUCUUAUUCGUUGUUAAUCAAUGGCAUUCCACAAUCUAAUUUUCAACCAUCUCGUGGAAUUAGACAGGGUGAUCCUCUAUCACCCUAUCUAUUCAUUUUAUGUUCAGAAGCUCUUACUCAGUUGAUCAAUAAGGCAGAGUUGGCUAGACAAAUUACUGGGAUUCCUAUUGCAAUGGGUAAAUUGUAUAUCACUCAUCUUUUUUUGGCAGAUGAUUGCAUGCUUUUCUAUCAGGCAGUAGAGAUGGAGUGGAGGAAGAUGUUGGAGAUUGUUAAUCAAUAUGAGGAAGUUUCUGGCCAGAGAAUUAACAAAAACAAGUCUUCUCUCUUCUUUAGUAAAAACACCAACCUCUCUUCCAAGAACUUCUUAACCAGCAUGGCAGGGAUUAGAGGAACAAACUCACAAGAUAAAUAUCUAGGCCUUCCAGCUUUGGUUUGUAGAUCAAGAUGCAAAGAGUUCAAGGCCAUUCUAGACAGAGUUAGCACUAAAAUGAACCAUUGGAAGCACAAAUUCCUAUCACAAGCAUGGAGAGAGAUUAUGCUUAAAGUUGUUAUUCAAGCAAUUCCCACUUACUCAAUGAGAGUUUUUAAACUUCCUAAAUCUUUAUUGAGGCAACUUUACAGUUUGAUUAAAGGAUAUUGGUGGGGUCUACUUAAAUAUUUUCCCAAGUCUGAUUUUCUUAAUGCAAAAGUGGGAAGUAACUCAUCUUACAUUUGGAGAAGUAUUCUAUCUGCAAGAGAGCUUCUAAAAGUUGGUCUUCACUGGAGAAUAAGAAAUGCGAAGUCAAUGAGAAUAUGGUCUGACCCUUGGUUGCCACAACCUACAACUUUCAUACCUCAAAGUGGUAACAAAUCAUUGGGAGAAGAAGCUAAGGUGGAAGCUCUAAUGAUAUCAGAUGGCAAGGAAUGGAAUCUUCCAUUAAUUAAUGAGAUUUUUUGCAGCAGAGAAGCUGAGCUAAUCAAGCAGUUACCAAUCAGCCAUAGUAAUCAACCAGAUAAAUUGAUAUGGAGAAACAAUGCAAAUGACUGCUUUACAGUGAAAAGUCCUUAUCAUUUACAAGGGGAUUUACAACAUAAGGAAAAAAGCCAAAGUUCUUUCAUCAAUAAUAAGAGGGACCAACAGUGGACAAAAUUAUGGAAGAUGAACUUACCUCCUGCAGUUAAGAACUUUCUUUGGAGAGCUUGUCAAAAUAUAUUGCCUACAAAAAACAAUCUGUACAAGAGGAAAGUUUUGGAUAUUCCUAUAUGUCCAAUGUGCCUUAGUGAGCCUGAAACAGUUGAGCAUAUUUUGUGGGAAUGUGCCUCAGCAAAUGAUGUCUUGAGCCAACUUUUCAGGACAAUUCAGAAAACAAGAAUUGUAGCAAAUUUUGGAGUUGAAUUAGGCAUGAGGAGGAUCAUUCUUGAAGGAGAUUCCAAAAAGGUAGUCACUGAAUUCAACCUCAAGAAGCAUAAUGGGAGUUACUUUGGGAUGAUCAUUAGUGAUGUUCAAGCUACAAUGACAAAGUUGGAAGCAUGUAGAGUCAGUCAUGUGCACAGGGAAGGCAAUUAUAUUGCCCAUAAUAUAGCUAAGGCUGCUUUAUAUGUAUCUGAUUACGUUGUUAACAUGGAGGAAACUCCAUUGUUUUAUCACUUCUUGUAA
Juglans regia (Persian walnut) is the source of this 1842-nucleotide messenger RNA. RefSeq lists its product as uncharacterized. Gene Ontology annotation, molecular function: nucleic acid binding; RNA-DNA hybrid ribonuclease activity. The coding region runs from base 1 to 1842 and encodes 613 amino acids. NCBI's taxonomy places the organism in Eukaryota, Viridiplantae, Streptophyta, Magnoliopsida, Fagales, Juglandaceae. The record is from RefSeq and is a predicted model, not a curated record. The transcript has 3 exons.